Phyllotreta striolata is the source of this 627-nucleotide messenger RNA. NCBI's taxonomy places the organism in Eukaryota, Metazoa, Arthropoda, Insecta, Coleoptera, Chrysomelidae. The record is from the annotation of a GenBank genome assembly.
AUGGACAUCCAAAAAGCAACAAACAUCAAGCCCGAAUUCCACCACGUAUCUCGAGAAAAACGAAGCCAAAUACUCGGAAAAUCGGCCGAAAAAAAAUUUCGAGGUUGCACGAUAUGGUUCACAGGACUAUCGGGAGCCGGAAAAACCAGCAUCUCCUUCUCACUGGAAGAACGCCUGGUAACCAGCGGAGUUCCCUCUUACAGCUUGGACGGCGACAACAUCAGGCACGGGCUCAACAAAAACCUGGGAUUCUCGGAGGAAGAGAGGCAGGAGAAUAUCAGGCGGGUCGCUGAAGUGGCCAGACUGUUUGCUGAUGCAGGUCACGUUUGCUUGUGCAGUUUCAUAUCGCCCCAAACGGUCGAUCGAAACAUGGCGAGAGCCAUUCACCAGAAGAGCGGCCUUCCGUUCUUCGAGGUGUUCGUGGACACCCCGUUGGAAAUAUGCGAGCAAAGGGACGUCAAAGGGCUCUACAAGAAGGCCAGAGAAGGGAAGAUCAAGGGAUUUACAGGGAUCGAUCAGGCUUACGAGAAACCUGAGCAUCCGGAAUUGGUAUUAAAAACGACCGAUUCUUCGGUAGAGGAAUCGGUGAAUAUGGUGAUGGAAAUGUUACAAGAAAACGUAAGAUGA